AUGGCCAUCGUCAGCUCUCCCGGAUACGUAGGCAACCUGUCAUCGGACCAGGAAGCUAAACUGCGCCAGAUAUGGUCCAUCAUUCUGACAUUGAAUGAUAUGCCUCAGCCAGAAUUUCAAGAUGUGACACUAGAGAACCAAGAGAAACGUCCUCGGUCUGUCCACCGGCGGAGCUCGUCUCUUUCGAAGACCGUGUCAAACACCAGCAAUUCAAACCUUCCAAGUGACCUGGAUCAGAUCCUACUGGGUGUCGGAAUCAAUAGUACCGAGUUGAAGACCAUCCGCGAGUGCUUGAGCCGGGCCUCCAUCGAUGAGAUCCGCCGCAGCCUGUUAAGUACCGCCAAACAAGACCACCCCGACUCACUGCUCCUCCGUUUUAUCCGGGCCCGCAAGUGGGAUGUCAGCAAGGCUUUUGCGAUGAUGCUCGAAGCCUUAGUGUGGCGCGUGAAAGAGCAGCAUGUGGAUGAAAUGAUCGUUUCCAACAGCGAACUGCGUGCAUUCCAAGAAUCUCAAAAUAAAUCGAACCCCGAGAAGACGAAGGCCGGUAGUACAUUUCUGGCGCAGAUGCGAAUGGGCAAAUGCUACGUUCAUGGAACAGACCGUGCCGGUCGUCCGAUCGGAAUCGUGAAGGCACGACUACACAACCCGAAAGCACAGAGCGAAGAUGUGAUCAAGCGUUAUAUCCUGCAUGUCAUUGAGUCCGCACGACUAGUCUUGGUCCCCCCGGUUGAAUCUGUGGAAUAUGCGCCGGUGAAGUUCCUGAUUGACUGCUUCCAGGCCAACUAUCCCGAGUCCCUUGGAGUCAUGUUGAUCCAUAACGCACCAUGGAUCUUCUCUGGGAUUUGGAAGAUUAUCAAGGGAUGGAUGGAUCCCGUGAUCGUAUCCAAGGUCGACUUCACCUACACUGCUGCAGACCUUGAGAAGCAUAUUGCCCCUGAGCAGCUUGUCAAGGAACUAGGUGGAAGGGACCAGUACGAGUACAAGUUCAUUGAGCCUGUAGAAGGAGAGAAUGAGAGAAUGGAAGAUACCGUCACGCGGGAUGCACUCUUGGCGGAGCGAGAAAGGAUUGGCGAGGACUUACUCAAAGCGACUGCCGAGUGGAUCGAAGUUGCGAAAGAGGACGACUCCGUCAAGAUUAACGCUGUCAAGCAGCGCAGGAACGAUAUAAUUGAACAGAUGAGACUCAAUUACUGGAAGCUCGACCCAUAUGUCCGCGGCCGUGGCCACUUAGACCGCGAGGGGGUGAUAGGUGUGGAUGGAAAAGUCUCAUUCUAUCCCAAGACAGAGUCCGAGAUCCAGACGACAGAGACCAAGGCAGUAGCAGUGAAAUACAUUGCCAGUACACAGGCUAAGGUGGUGAACGCUCAAGUUUAA
Molecule: messenger RNA, 1374 nt
Organism: Aspergillus pseudotamarii
Lineage: Eukaryota; Fungi; Ascomycota; Eurotiomycetes; Eurotiales; Aspergillaceae
Product: CRAL-TRIO domain-containing protein
Exons: 3
Coding region: 1-1374 (457 amino acids)
Source: RefSeq, a predicted model, not a curated record